AUGGAACUGGCCUCCGGCAACCCCGUGCCUGAUGCAGCAUCAGGCGGCGCAGCUCAAAGACUCACACGCGCGGAAGACUGGAUACCGUCCUUGGGCGACGUGGAUCUACAAGAUGAAAACGGAGAUCCGACCAGUAAGGUCCUCAUUCUCAUCACUGGCGGUCAGACCGCCGAACUCCAAAGAACCGGCAUCGACCGGGGUUGGAAGUCUGUGGUGCGCCAACUGUACCCGUAUGUCCAGAAGGAGGACAGACCUUGGAUCGGCACGAAUGCCCUCAAGUUCGCGACUAUGGGGGAGAUCUAUAGACUGUCCGACCAUGAAAGGACGAGACCUUUCGAGACCCUGAACUUUCGCCCACCACUUGAACCGAUCGAGGACCUCGACGAGGGAUAUUCAGACUACCUCAAGGCCAACCAUUCCGACUAUUACAAGGCCAACACACAUAGAAUCCCCCAGAAGCACGCUCCGGUAGCCUCGCCUGCGAUUGAAGCAGCAGAAGCAUCCGAGGAGAGUCACUUCGCAGGAAGGAAGGACAUCAAAGGGUACUUCGAUGCAUGCGGUUACGAUCACAAAGCCCUCGACAAAGAUGGUUAUCCCUUCGAAGUACGAGUUCCUGACGAACUGAGCUCAUCCAUGGCAGAGCGCACCUACCGCAACGAAGAUCAGGUGACCAAGGUCAAUGAUUUGCUCGACCCGAGGCUCCAUCUUCAAGUCAUUGACCACGACAAUGCAACUUUCCUUGCUCUGCGUGGUCGGGUGGUUAUCCUCAGCGACUACAUUCGAGGUCAGCAAGACAAGACUAGAUUGAAGACUGCCGCGCAAGAUAUGGAACACUUUGCGUUGAAGAGUCGAAGUCAGGCAGAAGAAAGGCAAGAUGAGAUGGUGGCGUCGGUUCGUCGAGGAACCAAGGAAGCACAGCUGACGAUGCUCCGCUCAACAGUCUAG
Messenger RNA from Colletotrichum fioriniae, 945 nucleotides. The record is from RefSeq and is a predicted model, not a curated record. NCBI's taxonomy places the organism in Eukaryota, Fungi, Ascomycota, Sordariomycetes, Glomerellales, Glomerellaceae.